AUGUCUCCAACUCGCAUCGCUAUUGUCGGCGCUGGUCCUGUCGGACUCACUCUCGCCCGGCUUAUUCACAACAAACCCAACAUCGAAGUGGUAAUUUUCGAGUCCGAUAAAUCCGAGGAUGCUCGCAAACAAGGCGGUACGUUAGACCUGCAUCCCGGCAGCGGUCUCUCAGCUCUGGAGGAGGCCGGCUUGUAUGACGAGUUUUUGAAACGAGCCCGCUUCGACGGCGAAGCGGUGAUUUUUACCGACAAGAACUUGGUCAAGUACAUUGAACAGCCCCGCUUGGACGAAGAAUCCUCGAACGGACGGCCUGAGAUUGACCGGUAUUUGCUGCGUGAGAUGCUCCUCAAUUCGGUGCCGUCGGAGGUGAUUCGAUGGGGCUGCCACCUACGCGCCAUCGACGAAAAUCAUAACCUGAUUUUUGAUCAUGGGAUCGAAAGUGGCUUCGAUCUUGUCGUGGGCGCUGACGGCGCAUGGAGCAAGAUCCGCAAGUUGGUGUCGGAUGAAAAGCCCCAUUACUCGGGGACUGGAGGAUUCAACUUCACUAUCCCCAACGCAGAAGAAACGGCACCAGAUUGCUACCAGUUAACGAACCGCGGGUCCCUCUAUGCUUACUGGGACGGCAAAGCGAUUGUUAGCCAGCAGCAAGGUGACGGUAGUCUCAACGUCUAUGCCUUCGCCGUGCGGCCAGAAGAUUGGUACAACCAAGCCACCUUUGAUAAAAACGACAUUCAAGCCAUCCGGCAGGCAACCCUCGAAGAGUUCUCAGGUUGGGAUUCCCGACUGCUCGACUUUGUCCGUCAUGCCCAGGAUGCAGUGUACCGGUCACUCUACAUGCUCCCUGUCGGGUGGUCAUGGAAGCACCGUGCCGGUAUGACCUUGAUUGGGGAUGCAGCCCAUGCAAUGACGCCCUUUGCUGGUCAGGGAGUGAACCUGGGCAUGGAAGAUGCUCUGAAGCUGUCGCAGGCGAUCAUCAAGGCAACCAACUCGCCAGAGUCCGAUCUCACCGCGGCAAUCAAAACAUUUGAGGAGGAUCUGUUUGUGCGUGCAAAGAGCACCGCAGAGUUGACACACGAUAUGAUGACAUGGUUUUUGUUUACGGAGGGUGCGCUGCGGACGACCAUCGAGAAAGUCGUGAUUCGCAUGGUUUCUUCAGACAUGCGACCUCCGGUGUCCUGGGUGACAUACCCGCUCUUGGUGGCCGGGACAUACGCCUAUUACUUUUUUUUUUCGACUGUUUCAUUGAGCGUCAUUGUCAAGUGGUGUUUUCACGUGUUGUAUACCUCAGUACCAUACAGGAUCCUUUUUCAUAGAUAG
Messenger RNA from Penicillium alfredii, 1317 nucleotides. Its product is annotated as FAD-dependent oxidoreductase. The transcript has a single exon. The record is from RefSeq and is a predicted model, not a curated record. Bases 1 to 1317 code for a protein of 438 amino acids. NCBI's taxonomy places the organism in Eukaryota, Fungi, Ascomycota, Eurotiomycetes, Eurotiales, Aspergillaceae. Gene Ontology annotation, molecular function: FAD binding.